AUGCCGGCCUCAGUCGCUCCCUGGGUGGUCUUCAUGCUGCUGUGGUUGACUCUACCGGUUGUGACUCCUGUCAGGAGACAAUACGAAACUGCAACCGAAUCUAUGAUUUCUCUGAAUCCUCCAUGGACCGCUUUCUUUCAAGGAGAGAAAGUGACUCUGGCGUGCUAUAGAUAUGGCUUCAGGUUACCCCAGAAAACAAAAUGGUACCGGAAUGGCAAAGCAUUAAGAGAAAUCACAGUUCACACCUUCAGGUUCUCUGUGUCUGGAGAGUACCAAUGCCAAGCUGAUGACUUACAUCUAAGCAUCUCUGUGCACUUACACUUUGAUGAAGGUCCACUGGUGCUGCGAGCUCCACCCGCUGUGUUUGAAGGAGAGCCUGUGACUCUGAGGUGCCACGCAAAGGAAAGUAUAGCACAAAAGACCUUGACAUUUUACAAGAAUUAUGAUACUCUGAAACCAUCUGGUCAACGUUCUCAGCUCCUUAUUCGUCAUGCAAAUCCGAGUGACAAUGGUGUAUACCGCUGCAGUGGGAAGAAGGAGUGGUCUUGGUCCAGCACUUCUUCCAAUUCUAUCACAAUCCAAGUCCAAGAGUUAUUCCCACGUCCUGUGCUGAGAGCCAGACCCUCUCAACCUGUAGAUGGAAGCCCGGUGACCCUGACCUGUCAGACUCGGCUCCCCGCACAGAGGUCAAAUGUCCAGCUCCAGUUCUGUUUCUUCAGAAACUUCCAGGCUCGGGCUCUUGGGUUAGGCUGCAGCAGCUCCUCAGAGCUGCACAUUCCUGCCAUAUGGACUGAAGAUUCAAUGUCGUACUGGUGCAUGGCAGAAGCAAUGGAUGCCCAAGUAAGAAAACGAAGCCUGGCAAUUAAAAUUCCUGUGCAGAGGGCUUCUGCGGACUUCCAAAUACACAGUGUCCCAGCCUUGACGUCGGUGUUUGAAGGACAGUUGCUGUUAUUCAACUGCUCAGUAAAAGGGGUCCCAGGGCCCAUCAAAUUUUCCUGGUACAAAAGGGACAAGCUGAAUAAAGAAACAAAGACUCCUAAGUCCUCAGAAGCAGAAUUCAAGAUCUCCGCAGUGAACAGCAGUGACGCGGGGGAUUAUUACUGUGAAGCCAACAACAGUCGCCGAAACUUUGUCAGCAAAGCAGUGCCCGUUACCAUAAAAGUCCCAGUGUCCCAGCCUGUCCUCACCCUAAGCACUGGCAAGACCCGGGCCCUUGAGGGAGAAUUGAUGACACUUCACUGUAGAUCCUGGAGGGGUUCUCCACAUAUCCGGUAUGAGUUCUAUUAUGAGGAUGUCUUCCUGGAGAUCAACUCUACGCUCUCUGGAGGAGGAGCAUCCUUCAAUUUCUCUAUGACCACAGAGCGUUCUGGAAACUACUACUGCACCGCUGACAAUGGCCUGGGGGCCCAGCGCAGUGAGGCUGUCCGGAUCUCCAUCAUUGAAACGACCAAGAACAGAAGGGUUACUGUGGCUGCUGGAAUUGCUGGGGGACUGCUCAUCGUGGCUGGCUCGGCUGCUGGAGUACUGUUUUAUUGCUGGUUCUCUAGAAAAGCAGGGGGAAAGCCUGCCUUUGAUGACUCCAGGGACCCUUCACACUCAGAACCCCAGGAGCCCACCUAUUACAACGUACCAGCCUGUAUAGAACUGCAACCAGUAUACAGCAAUGACCCUAAAGAAGAAGUGAUUUACACAGAAGUUCGGAGAACCCAACAGAAUUGUAAACAUGCAGUUCAGAAGACUGAAAACCGAACACCACGGUGCCAGAUGGCUGAAUGA
Molecule: messenger RNA, 1776 nt
Organism: Peromyscus eremicus (cactus mouse)
Lineage: Eukaryota; Metazoa; Chordata; Mammalia; Rodentia; Cricetidae
Product: Fc receptor-like protein 5
Exons: 12
Coding region: 1-1776 (591 amino acids)
Biological process (GO): cell surface receptor signaling pathway
Molecular function (GO): transmembrane signaling receptor activity
Source: RefSeq, a predicted model, not a curated record